AUGGAGGCUCACAUACAGCUAAAAGAUUUUCCAUGGUCUAGUGAAGUAAACACUACAUUAAAAGAUGUCUUUAAAUUAGAUAAAUUAAGACCAAUGCAGCUACAGACAAUAAAUGUGACUAUGUCAGGAAUAGAUUGUAUACUAUUAAUGGCCUCAGCUGGUGGAAAAAGUUUAUGUUUUCAACUUCCUGCUGUUUUAUCUGAAGGAAUAACUGUAGUUGUCUCCCCCUUGUUAUCUUUAAUGGAAGACCAAUUAACUGCCUUAAAAAAUUUAAAUAUUAACUCAGCAACAUUCAAUUCUUAUACAAAAUCAGCAGAUGCCAAAAAAAUUCUAACAUCCAUGACAGACCCUAAUUCAACACUAAAACUUUUAUAUGUCACACCUGAAAAACUCUUAAAAAGUCAAGGAUUUUUGAAGGAAUUAGAAAAAAUGUAUGAAAUGGGAAGAUUUAGUCGACUUGUUAUAGAUGAAGUACAUUGUUGUUCUCAAUGGGGUCAUGAUUUCCGUCCAGGUUUCAGAUAUUUAGGUAUUAUAAAGAAACAAUUUCCAACAGUACCUAUAUUAGGUUUAACAGCAACUGCUACCCUGAAAGUUUUAGAUGAUGUUAAAAAUAUCCUCAAUAUACCUCAUUGUCAGUUAUUACGGACCUCGUUUAAUAGACCUAAUUUAUAUUAUGAGGUUAAAUUAAAACCACCAACUAAACUUCAAACUAUGAAGGAAAUAACGAAGUUAAUUAAAAAUAAAUAUAACAAUCAAUGUGGUAUUGUUUAUUGUUUCACAAAGAAAGAUUCUGUAAAUGUUACUGUUGAUUUACAGAAGGCAGGUAUAGCAACAGGAUGUUAUAAUGCCAACUUAACAGCAGUUGAGAGAUCUCGGGUUUAUAAUCUUUGGACACAGGGUCAGAUCCAGGUUGUGGUAGCAACUAUAGCAUUUGGUAUGGGAAUAGAUAAACCUGAUGUAAGAUUUGUUAUACAUCAUUCUAUUAGUAAAUCUAUAGAGAAUCUAUAUCAAGAGAGUGGUCGAGCUGGUAGAGAUGGGAAGGCCUCAGAUUGUAUAUUAUAUUAUAGAUUAUCAGAUUUAUUACGUAUUGGACAGAUGGUAGAGGAUGAACAUCUUGGUGUAGGAAAUCUUCAUGAUAUAUUAAACUAUUGUUUAACCAAUGACAGGUGCAGAAGAUCAGUAUUUGCUGAAUAUUUUGGUGAAGAUUGGAAUCUUAAUGAUUGUCAUGAGAUGUGUGAUUAUUGUAGACCAUCUGAAGAAUACAAUACAGUACCAAUAGAUGUAACUCUACAUUGUUAUAACUUCUUACUACUAGUGUAUGAUACAAUGGUAUUAAAGUUACAAAUCACAUCGUUACAGUUAAUAGAUGCAUGGUUUGGUCGAGGUAAUCAUGCUCAUUUAGCAAAAGAUAUACACCCUAAAGGGUUAACCUUGGUAGAAGCGGAAAGGAUUAUUGGUUACAUGAUAUUAAAAGGAUAUCUUAGACUAAAGUAUCAUGAUUAUGAUAAGGUUCUUUUCAGUUGUUUUCUGCCAGGAAAGAAAGCCAAAGAAAUUCUGGAUGUAAACUCUAUUGUGUUAAACAUGCGAGUGAAAGGAGAAGAGAAACAAACAAACAUUACUAAACAGAAUUCCAUAAAAAAUGGCCAAACAUUACAGAACACACGUGCCAAAUUAGUUGAAGCAUUCAAUACUAAAAACAGUCAAAGGAAAAGAGAACAAAGGGAAAAAAUUUCAUGA
Lottia gigantea (owl limpet) is the source of this 1737-nucleotide messenger RNA. RefSeq lists its product as hypothetical. Gene Ontology annotation, molecular function: ATP binding; 3'-5' DNA helicase activity; four-way junction helicase activity. Gene Ontology annotation, biological process: double-strand break repair via homologous recombination. The record is from RefSeq and is a predicted model, not a curated record. Bases 1 to 1737 code for a protein of 578 amino acids. The transcript has 10 exons. Lineage: Eukaryota; Metazoa; Mollusca; Gastropoda; Lottiidae. Gene Ontology annotation, cellular component: chromosome; cytoplasm.